UGCAUUGCAAAAGACGAAUUAAAAUUCGAUUUAACUAGGCAAGAUGACUUCAUUUAACGCUGUGUCUGCUAUAAUGACGCUUGACGAUUAUUAUGAUAAAUGUGUUGAACCGAAAAUAAGUAUACCCAAGCGGUAUCCUGGCGUUACCUCAUCUGGCUUUAAGCGACAAGCAGCGCGCCUUCGAUCUUACAAAGAAAUAGACGCGAUGAAUGACGAUGAACAGGAGUAUGAAGACGAUGAGGAUAACGAGAAUUCGCAGAAAUAUGAUGAAGCACCAUUUAUUGACAGUCCCAUAUAUGAAUCGAACGAGAGUCAAAUAGAUUUUGAGAUCAAUGAUUUUAAUCGACUCUAUGAUGAGGUCGAUGAUAAUGGGUCGCAUGGCCAUGAGCAAAUGCCAGCCAACUCGGCUCAGUGGCGCAUACAGCCAAAUAAUGUGAACAGACCAGCAGGCUCUGCACCGCUGGUGCCAAACAAUUAUCGUGGUCGCGGACGACGUCGCAAUCGUUAUAAUCAAAACAAUAACAACUUGCGAGGAUCUGUGCAUAGCCGCUUAGGUUAUAACAUGAACAUGCGUAAUCAACAGCAAGGCAUGCUUAACGCCUACAAUAAUUUUAGCAACCAAGGAGGGAGAGCACCGCAGCAGGUUGUGACAAAUAUUAAUGCGCAUUUUGAUCAAGGUCAAGGCGCACAAAUGGAGUAUAAUUCGCUAACUUCCUUGAUUAACUCGGCUAAUCAAAUACAUGCAAAUACAAAUAACUAUUCGUUUAACGGUUGUGCACAGCUGCCGUUAAAGCUGCCAGAUCAGCAAAUACAGGUGCCCAUGAUCUCGAGAUUUGAGCAAAAAGAUGAUUCUGGUAAUAAUAAUGUGCGGCUCGUAGAUCUGUUAAAUUUGGGCAAUAGUAGCAGCUUCAGCUCUUUGGACCAAAACGAGAUAAGAAAAAAUAUGAUUCUGUUGAUGCAAAGAUUGAAUCAGGACAACACUGAGAAUAAUACCGACUCUGAGAGACAAAACUUUUUCUAAGACAAUUAUAAUAUGAAGUUUUUUCAUACAACAGU
Molecule: messenger RNA, 1056 nt
Organism: Drosophila busckii
Lineage: Eukaryota; Metazoa; Arthropoda; Insecta; Diptera; Drosophilidae
Product: putative mediator of RNA polymerase II transcription subunit 26
Exons: 3
Coding region: 44-1021 (325 amino acids)
Source: RefSeq, a predicted model, not a curated record